AUGAGUGUGGAAGUGUAUAGUGAAUGCCGUAUUCAACUGAGUCCAAUCACUGGUCAAAACAUAGAUUUCGCUCGAUGUCUCAUAGAAUUGCGUCAGUACGAUAUCGGUGAUUAUGCUUUACGAGCUAUUGAUUUGAAUAACCAUAAAUCAGAAAUUUUUACUUGUCCUCUUGUUGGCCGUAAUCAAUAUAAUUUUGCACCAUCAGUUAAACAACCUGAUAUGAUCGAUAUAACAAAUAAUACAUGCCGAUUAUGGUUAAAUAAAAACUCACGUGAUAAAUUUCAUGAAGUAUUACGAACAUGUCUGGAAGAAUUUAUAAUUGUUAAAGAUAACGAUAAUAAUCUUUCAUCACAACAGCAGAAUCAGCCACAGUCAAAAGCAUUGUUAAGCGAACUAUGUACAAAAGAAGAUGAACCUUAUUAUCGAAAUGAGGACCCAUUUGAGUGUAUUACUUGUCUGGAGACAAUUACAAAGGGUGAAGGAAUCUUAUUCUAUAAUUGUCUUCAUCCAUUCUGCAAACAAUGUCUGUUGAGAAUGAUUGAAACAUGCACAGAACCAAUAAUUAAAUGUCCACAUGACGAUUGUACUGCAUUUAUAACAGAACGAGAACUUCGAGGUGUAGCUAACGAUCAAAAAGCUGAUCAAAAAGUGAUCGAUCGGCUGAAUGACGUUAGUAUGCGUUUUGCUGCAAGCCGUAAUAAAACAUUCCAUUGUCGUGAAUAUCAAGAUAUGAAACUGCAAGAGACAAAUAACGAUAAUGUUCGUAAAGACACAGAACAUUUAGAAGCAAUGAUUAAAAAUAAAGAAGUCAUGUAUUGUCCUGGUUGUCGUAUUAUAAUUCAAAAAAUAUCUGGUUGUGAUUGGAUUCAAUGUAGUCAAUGCAAAAUAGAAAUUUGUUGGCCAACACAAGGGCCUCGUUGGGGUCCGAAGGGACGUGGUGAUACGUCAGGUGGCUGUCGAUGUCGUAUGGAUAAUGGCAAACUUUGCGUACCAAAUUCACCUGCUCGUAUUCAAACUCAACAGCCACAAGCGUAUUUUCGUCCAAUAAAUAAUAGUUUUAAUCUAUUACCUAGUGAAAAAGUCUAUCGUGAAUGGGACUAUCAUGAUAAUAUGUGUUGUUGUAAUAAUGCAAAUUAUACUGCUCUGACGGAUAUUCGACUGCUUACUCGGUAUGAAGAAAAUAUUUGUUCUGAAAAUUGUUCGGAACCUUCACAUACAGAUUCGGCUAUUUUCUUACGUGAUAUUGAUCAAAUGCGUGAAUGUCGUGGUGAACAACCAAGUUUUUUCUUUCUUCUUUGGAUAACGUUAGUAUGUGCAUGGCCUUGUUAUGUUAUACGUCGUGUUUUUUGUCCAAAACCAAAAUGUUUAGAAAUUUUCGGUUCAUUUGGUUCUGAAAUGGUGCGAAUUAAAAGAGAAGAUAUGCCAGUAGCUCAAGUUGAUAUAUCAACAGCGGUUAUUAAUAGCAAAUUAGUUGGUCGAUCCUAA
This is a messenger RNA of Rotaria sp. Silwood2, 1485 nucleotides long. NCBI's taxonomy places the organism in Eukaryota, Metazoa, Rotifera, Eurotatoria, Philodinida, Philodinidae. The record is from the annotation of a GenBank genome assembly.